AUGAUACCCACUCGACUUGGUCUGCAAGGCCUACGGGUUCGACCUUCUCGAAAUCUUCUACCUCUACGUACCGCUCGAUCAACAGUCCGAGCAUUGACAGCCACGGCGCAACGAUUCCAGGAUGUCUUCCACGCUCAAACUACCGAACCUACCUCUUCUGCCAUCCUAAACUCAUUGAAGACGCCCUCUCGAAUACCACAAACUUUGACCGAGAAGAUUGUCCAGAGAUAUUCGCUGGGCCUGCCAGAAGGCAAGGUCGUGAAAUCUGGAGACUAUGUCACUCUCUCUCCACACCACUGUAUGACACACGACAAUUCGUGGCCCGUCGCUUUGAAAUUCAUGUCAAUUGGUGCCAGCAAGAUUCACGACCCGAAGCAGAUUGUUAUGACCCUCGAUCACGAUGUGCAGAACAAAAGCGAAACUAAUCUCAAGAAAUAUAAGCAGAUUGAAGAGUUUGCGAAGAAGCAAGGCGUCGACUUCUACCCUGCUGGACGAGGAAUUGGACAUCAAAUUAUGGUGGAAGAGGGCUAUGCAUGGCCAGGCACAAUGACAGUUGCAAGUGACUCUCACAGCAACAUGUAUGGAGGAGUGGGCUCCCUAGGCACAGCAAUGGUAAGGACAGAUGCUGCCAGCAUAUGGGCGACAGGCAAGACAUGGUGGCAAAUCCCUCCGAUUGCGAAAGUUACAUUUACUGGAGUUCUGCCAAAGGGUGUUACUGGUAAGGAUGUCAUCGUGGCUCUGUGUGGACUAUUCAACAAUGACGAAGUCCUGAAUCAUGCAAUCGAAUUUACCGGGUCGGAGCAAACGAUGCGAAGUCUGCCUGUAGACGAUCGACUGGCGAUUGCGAAUAUGACGACCGAGUGGGGGGCAUUGACAGGGUUAUUCCCUAUUGAUGGGAUGCUACAGGCUUGGAUGAGGGCGAAGGCUACAACUUCUGCUUUGUUCGAUUCGAAAGAUGCUGAGCCACGAUUCACACAUGCGCGAAUCGAUGAUUUGAUCCAGAAUCAAUUACAAGCCGACAAAGGAGCUACCUACGCCAAGUCGCUGUAUUUGAACCUUUCGACUCUUUCUCCCUAUGUUUCAGGACCAAAUUCCGUCAAGGUUGCUACACCCCUGAGAGAUCUGGAAGCGAAGAACAUCAAGCUGAACAAGGCUUACCUUGUCUCAUGCACAAAUUCUCGAGCAUCUGAUCUUGCAGCAGCAGCCAAAGUCUUCAAAGAUGCUGCUAAAGAUGGAACGCCAGCGAAGAUUGCACCAGGAGUUGAGUUCUACAUCGCAGCAGCAUCAAUACCAGAGCAAGAAGCCGCAGAAGAUGCUGGCGACUGGCAAGCACUUCUGGAUGCUGGAGCCAAGCCAUUACCUGCUGGCUGUGGGCCAUGUAUUGGUCUAGGGACUGGGUUAUUAGAGCCAGGAGAAGUAGGGAUCAGUGCAAGCAACAGAAACUUCAAGGGGCGAAUGGGAUCACCGGACGCAAAAGCUUAUCUUGCCAGUCCAGAAGUCGUCGCUGCAAGCGCACUGAGUGGGAAGAUCAGUGGACCAGGAUGGUAUGAGAAGCCAGUUGGUGUUGAGAAGGUCGUUCUCGGUGAAGGCAAUGGUAUUCCAGAGGAGGAUAAAGCCAUAAGUAUCGAGGAGGCUCUCGACAAGCUGAUUUCACAAGCAGAUUCUAUCAUCGAAUCUGCCGAACAGAAAAUGUUUGGUGAAGCCGAAGCUAAAGAGGAAUCUGAGGACGAACAGUUGACUGCUAUCCUUCCAGGCUUCCCAGAGAAAGUUGAAGGCGAGAUCGUAUUUUGCGACGCAGACAACAUCAACACAGAUGGUAUCUAUCCAGGAAAAUACACCUACCAAGACAAUGUCCCAGUUGAGAAGAUGGCCGAAGUAUGUAUGGAGAACUAUGAUCCUGCAUUCGGAUCUAUUGCUCGCGAAGGGGAUAUUCUCGUCUCCGGUUUCAACUUCGGAUGCGGUAGCUCGAGAGAACAGGCCGCGACAGCUAUCCUCGCUAAGAAGAUUCCUCUGGUUGUAUCAGGCAGCUUUGGGAACAUUUUUGCCAGAAACAGCAUCAACAAUGCCUUGAUGGGAGUCGAGGUACCUCGCUUGGUGCAGAGAUUACGAGCACAUUUCUCCAACAAAGAGGUGUUAGAGCAGACUGAUGUGAAGGAGCCAUCGCAGAACAAGGAUAGUUUGGAUAGUCCUCCACCAGCACAACAAGCCAGCCCAACGGCAGAGAAGAUGUUGACCAGAAGAACAGGGUGGAAGUUUGUAUGGGAUGUCAGGAGGAGCAAAGUUAUCAUCACAGAGGGUGACGGGGGAGAGACUUGGAGUCAAAAAGUUGGAGAGUUGCCACCCAAUGUGCAGGAGAUUAUCGCGAGGGGGGGCUUGGAGAAAUGGGUGAAAGCCGAGAUUGGCGAGGAUUUGUAG
Molecule: messenger RNA, 2415 nt
Organism: Mollisia scopiformis
Lineage: Eukaryota; Fungi; Ascomycota; Leotiomycetes; Helotiales; Mollisiaceae
Product: homoaconitase
Exons: 2
Coding region: 1-2415 (804 amino acids)
Biological process (GO): L-lysine biosynthetic process
Molecular function (GO): homoaconitate hydratase activity; 4 iron, 4 sulfur cluster binding
Source: RefSeq, a predicted model, not a curated record